UUGUGAUCAUUUUGAAAUAUCCUCUGUAUUUGUUGUGUACGGCAGUGAUGGACCUUUCGAUGAUGUUGAGGAAUUUCUGCCUCCGGAUGGUGAUUCUGGUGUAAAACCGUUUCUGCGGCGGUUCAUUGUGAUGAAUCUGCUGUUAUACAUCGAAGAAAUGAUUUGUGUUGUUGCAAAUCAUAACCUCAAUUGCGCGUCUUUGUGAAUACGUCGAUUCGUCGUCAAUCCCCUGCGCGACGUCUAUAACUGAAGGAAAGUUUAUUCUUUAUAUAUGAUUCAACGCGAGUAUCAAAUGAACAACGGGUUUAGUACAGGAGAAGAAGAUUCUCGAGGAAACUCCGACCAAAUAUGUUGCCUUGUGGAUGAUAGCGAUCGGUGCAGGCGAUCCGCUGGCAACGCGGCGUACAGCAAACGCAUCCAGAAGACUGUCACCCAGCGGAGGCUCAAGCUGAACAUUGACCCUCAGGCAAGACAUACAUACAUUUGUGACUAUCACAAAAAUAUGAUUCAAUGUGCACGGACGAAGCAGAGGAGGCCUAAGGACUCCGAGGAUGACAGUAACGAGGCAGAGAUGGAUUCACCAGAGGUCGACUGGUUCUCACUGCAAGUGAAUACCCUAAGGCGUUACAAAAGGCAUUACAAGGUGCCUACACGGCCCGGCUUCAACAAGGCUCAAUUAGCAGAUGCUAUACAGAAACACUUCAAGUCAUUGCCAGUAAAUGAGAAGGAGAUUAUGACAUAUUUUAUUUAUAUGGUAAAGACAAACGGCAACAAGCUGGACCAGAAAAACGGAAUCAACUCUGAUUCUGUAUAGACUGUGGUGUAACUUAUUUUAGAAGACAUAGACUUAAUUAGAUUAUUAUUUUAGGUACCUAUUCUUUUCUUACUCUAUUUCUCUUCUUAAAUUAUCAGUCGCAGAUGGUUACUUGGAAGCUGUAAUUAAAUAUGAUAAUUCCUCUAUUAUUGCAG
Messenger RNA from Cydia amplana, 969 nucleotides. It is a transcript of the gene Sap30, whose product is annotated as histone deacetylase complex subunit SAP30 homolog. Bases 272 to 814 code for a protein of 180 amino acids. Gene Ontology annotation, cellular component: histone deacetylase complex. Gene Ontology annotation, molecular function: protein binding; transcription coregulator activity. NCBI's taxonomy places the organism in Eukaryota, Metazoa, Arthropoda, Insecta, Lepidoptera, Tortricidae. The transcript is spliced from 3 exons. Gene Ontology annotation, biological process: regulation of DNA-templated transcription. The record is from RefSeq and is a predicted model, not a curated record.